This is a messenger RNA of Arvicola amphibius (Eurasian water vole), 681 nucleotides long. RefSeq names its product ATPase H+ transporting V1 subunit E2 (gene Atp6v1e2). The transcript has a single exon. Gene Ontology annotation, biological process: proton transmembrane transport. Lineage: Eukaryota; Metazoa; Chordata; Mammalia; Rodentia; Cricetidae. Gene Ontology annotation, molecular function: proton-transporting ATPase activity, rotational mechanism. The record is from RefSeq and is a predicted model, not a curated record. Bases 1 to 681 code for a protein of 226 amino acids. Gene Ontology annotation, cellular component: proton-transporting two-sector ATPase complex, catalytic domain.
AUGGCCCUGAGUGACACCGAUGUGCAGAAGCAGAUCAAGCACAUGAUGGCUUUCAUUGAACAAGAAGCCAACGAAAAGGCAGAGGAGAUCGACGCCAAGGCGGAGGAAGAAUUUAACAUUGAGAAAGGCCGCCUCGUGCAAACCCAGCGACUAAAGAUCAUGGAUUAUUAUGAGAAGAAGGAGAAGCAGAUAGAACAGCAGAAAAAAAUCCAGCUGUCCACCAUGAGAAAUCAAGCGCGGAUCACAGUCCUGAGAGCCCGAGACAAUCUCAUCUUGGAACUGCUCAAGGAUGUGAAGAUGAGACUCAGUACAAUCGUGCUGGAUCCGGAUAUCUAUCAGGAGCUGCUGGACAAGCUCGUGCUCCAAGCCUUUCUCCGGCUCCUGGAGCCUGCAAUGAUCGUCCGCUGCCGGCCACAGGACAUCCACCUGGUGGAGGCUGCCGUGCAAAGAGCCCUCCCUCAGUACAUGAUGCUCUGCCAAAAGCGUUCAGAUGUCCAUGUUGAUCAUGAGGCAUACUUAGCUCCAAAUGCCGCCGGCGGGGUGGAGGUCUAUAGCAGCGAUCAGAAAAUAAAGGUUUCCAAUACCCUGGAAAGUCGGCUGACUCUCGCGGCCCUGGAAAAGAUGCCAGAGAUACGAAGGGCUUUGUUUGGAGGUAAUGCCAAUAGAAAGUUCUUUACAUAA